AGAGCCCUUUCUCAAAUGAGCAUAACUAAUGGCUAAUGAAUCCUCUGCAACUAUCACCUCUCCCUUUAUCUCCACUAAUGUCGCCAUCCCUAUUAGACAAAAUACUAUCAUCACUUUCAAUGCUGCUGCUCAUUUUCCUCUCAAACUCAUUCCUAGCAACUAUCCCUCUUGGCAGGCACAAUUUUUAUCCAUCCUCACAAUCUACAAAUUAACCGGGUUUCUUAAUGGAUCCAAGCCUUGCCCACCAGCACCAAUCGGGGAGGUUCCGGAUUCACCCUUUGAGCUUUGGAUUUGCCAAGAUCAAUUGAUCCUUCAUGCUAUCCUUACAUUAGUUUUAGAACCAAUUGCUCCCUACAUAUCUGCUAUUGAAACUUCACAACAGGCUUGGAAAACUCUAGCCAAUCUCUAUGCCAAUCACUCAAGAUCUAGAGUUUUUACACUCAAGGAGAGGCUUCAAAACACUCGCCGUGAAAGUCACACUGUCUUUAAAUUUCUUCAUCAACUCAAGGUGCUUGUCGAUGAACUUGCUGCAAUUGACAAACCUCUUACCAAUGAUGACUUGAUGGUGUAUGUACUCAAUGAGAUAAGCCUUGAAUUUCGUGAGAUCUCCGCUUCGAUACGUGCUCAAGAUGAGCCACUUUCCUUUGAAGAACUUCAUGACAGUUCAAUGGUGCAGGAAUUCUGCCAUUGCCACAAAAUAUACAACCUUUUGGAUCAGGCCAACAAAUGGCAUGAGGAAGAGGAAAUGAGCGCUAAAGACGAAAUCAAUUCAACACAAAAAGAGGAGUUUUUCUCCUUCAAUUCCGUCUCAGCCCUCCAUCAACUUAGCUUCUCCUUUUCCUUCUCCUUCUUUGGCACCGGACUCAACUCCAUCCUCUGCUCCUCUCCCAGCCUUGCCAUCGCCAAUGCCCUCCACCACUGCCACCCUAACUCUGUAGGACUUCGUCAUCCCGAUCUCAUAGGAUGCAUUGCCUCCCAUUGCUUGCUAUUUAGAUCUAGUCUGCUCGCCCUCCUGCUCAAGUAUUUCCCGCUCUUUCACUACUUCUUCUGUUGUCAUCGAUUCCCCUUCCUCUCUCUCUCCCUUUCCCUCUUCCUCGUCCCUGUCCUUAUCUCCUCCUUGUCAUCGGCCUCUGUCUCAUCUUCCCCAAUCCCUCCCCCACCUAGCACUGUCCAUUACCCACCGAACUCACCUCAUGGACUAUGUCAAAUGAGUUUGAUGCUCUUGUUCGAUAAGGGACUUGGGAUCUGGUUCCAGCAUCUCCGAAUCAAAAUGUUAUUGGGUCCUGGUCACAACUAUUCCAACACCUUCAGCCUUGUUAUCAAACCCACCACCAUUUGCACUAUGUUUACUAUUGCUGUAAGUCUAGCUUUGCCAAUUUGGCAACUUGAUGUGAAUAAUGCUUUUCUUCAUGGCUCUAUUGAGGACGAUUUAUAUAUGGCUCAAUCGGCGGGUUUCAUUGAUCAAACUCUUCCUCAUCAUGUCUACAAACUGAAGAAAGCCAUCUAUGGACUUAAGCAGGCUCCCCGCGCUUGGUGUACUAAAUUGAAGAAAUUCUUACUUGCUUGUGGUUUGGUUAACUCUCGCUCUGAUUGUUCUUUAUUUAUUCAUAACAAUGCUAGGAUUGUUAUCUAUGUGUUAGUUUAUGUUGAUGAUAUAUUCAUCACUAACAAUAAUACUUCUUUUAUCUCAUAUUUAAUCAACAAGUUAGGGGAGAAAUUUUCAUUAAAGGACCUCGGUGAACUCAAUUUGUUUUUGGGGGUUGAGGCAAUUAAAACUUCUGCUGGUUUAUUUCUCUCUCAGCACAGAUAUAUUAAUGAUCUAUUGCAGAAGAGCAAAAUGGAUGGUGCCAAAACAGUUGCAACACCCAUGUCCUCCUUGAGUUUGUCUCCUCAUAAUGGUUCGCCAACUCUCUUCGACGCCAUAGCUUACAGGAAAUUAGUGGGUUCUCUGCAGUACUUGUCCUCAACUCGUCCUGACAUUUCAUUUGUUGUAAAUAAAUUGUCUCAAUAUAUGCAUUGUCCAACUGAGUUGCAUUGGCAAGCAGUCAAACAUAUUCUACGGUAUCUGAAGGGCACCAUGUUCCAUGGCUUAUUGAUACGGUCCAGCUCUAAUCUUGCUCUUCAUGCUUUUAGUGAUUCUGAUUGGGCAGGUGAUAAGGACACUUUUGCUUCUACUACUGGCUACCUUGUCUUUCUCGGUGCUACACCUAUAUCUUGGAAGGCUAGUAAACAAAAAGCCAUUGCUCGAACUUCUACCGAGGCAGAGUAUAGAGCCUUGGCCGCUAUUUCCUUUGAGUUAGUUUGGGUAUUGCAUUUGUUGAGUGAGCUUGGCCUUCAUUUUGGUAAUCCACCCGUUCUCUAUUGUGAUAAUGUUGGUGCUACAUACCUUAUCAGUAAUCCAGUCAUGCAUUCUCGUAUGAAGCACAUCGCCAUUGAUCUUCACUUCAUUCGUGAUUUGGUUGACAAGAGAAUUCUUCGUGUUUAUCAUAUUGCCUCAGCAGAUCAACUUGCCGAUGGGCUGACCAAACCAUUGUCUUCCUUCUGUUUUGCCUUGCUAUGUUCCAAGAUUGGUGUCAUUGAUGGCUCCACCAUCCUGCGGGGGCGUAUUAAGGAAACCUUAGAUACUGCACAAUCAAUCAUGCCUCAAUCACACAAGGGAUAUCAAGAUUGAAUGAUUUUCACGAUUAUUUUGCCAAUCAUAUAUUCUGUAAUAAUAAAGAUUCUGCACAUUAUGUAUAUUUUCCUUUUCACUAGUUCCUUCCAUAAGAGUAAAUUAAGACUGCCACAGAAUCUGUGUAUAUAUACAUGUAAAAUUAGUGAAUAAAUAUCUAAGCUUCCA
Messenger RNA from Rubroshorea leprosula, 2839 nucleotides. The record is from the annotation of a GenBank genome assembly. NCBI's taxonomy places the organism in Eukaryota, Viridiplantae, Streptophyta, Magnoliopsida, Malvales, Dipterocarpaceae.